Molecule: messenger RNA, 2388 nt
Organism: Fusarium coffeatum
Lineage: Eukaryota; Fungi; Ascomycota; Sordariomycetes; Hypocreales; Nectriaceae
Exons: 1
Coding region: 1-2388 (795 amino acids)
Biological process (GO): peptide metabolic process
Cellular component (GO): mitochondrion
Molecular function (GO): metalloendopeptidase activity
Source: RefSeq, a predicted model, not a curated record
AUGCUGCGUUCGAGAGGCACUCGCCUCUGGAUCUGCAAUAGAUGUGUUCGGCACACGACAAAAUCUCCCCAGCGGAGAUGGCAGUCUAUCGCUUCCGCAGUAGCUCGAGCUGUCUCACCAAGCACUCCAGUCAACCAUGCCACGAGCUCGAAUCACGAUGAUGCCGUCCUGCGCAGUUUAUUCGACGCCCCCGCCGGAAGGUCUUUCCCCAAAUUCAGUUUAAAGAAGAGCCAGGGUUUAUUCAAGAAUCGAUACCUUACAAACCCGCAUGGCUUCCACCAAUUCGCGCAGAAGAACCUCGAGCGAGCAACCAAGAUUGUCAAGAAGGUCCUUAAUGCCUCCUCAAUAGAAGAGUACCGGACGGUCGUUCGCGAUCUCGAUCGACUCAGCGAUUUAUUAUGCCGAGUACUCGACCUUUCAGACUUCGUCCGCAUGACGCACCCGGAUGCUCGAUUUCAAGAAGCCGCCGGCGAUGCUUGGGGAAUGGUCUAUCAGUAUAUGAACCAACUUAAUACCAUGACUGGUUUAAGCGAUCAAUUGAGCCAGGCUUUAUCGAUGCCCGAGGUUACAAAAGUGUGGUCAGAGGAAGAGAGGACAGUUGCCGAACAGCUGAAACUGGACUUUACGAAAUCGGCAGUCAACCUACCGAAAGCCUCACGAGACAGAUUUGUAGAUCUAUCUUCGCGCAUUAGUGAAAUAGGUUCGGCUUUUGCACAAGGGAUGCAACCUGCGAUAAAGUCUCUAACUUUGCCGGCUUAUAAGUUUUAUGGCCUUUAUCCUGGGAUCGCGGCGACUCUCAAGGUGCGACAAAACAUCACACUUCCUACUCUCAGUUCAGAUGCGAUUGGAGCGCUUCAGAGCGUGCACGAUGAAGAUACUCGUAAAGAGAUAUAUCUGGCCCAACGAACAGCCUCUAAGGAGACCAUAAUGUACCUUGAGGCCAUGUUAAAGCUUAGAGGCGAGCUUGCAGAGCUUGCCGGUUUUGAAAGCUAUGGCCACAUGGCUCUCAAGGACCGCAUGAUGGCUAAGACGCCCACAUCUGUGAUGGAGUUCUUACUUGCUCUGAGAGACAAUAACACUCCGAUAAUCCAAGCCGAACUACAAGAGCUGGUCGCAAAGAAGCGAGACCGACUCAAUCUCCCAGAUGUUCAGCUUCAAGCCUGGGACAAGGACUUCUAUAUGGAAAAGAUUCGAGUCGAUUUAAGAUCUCGGCAGCGGCGAGAAGACCAACUCAACGCAUUCUUCUCUGUCGGAACAGUGAUACAGGGCCUCUCACGGCUGUUUGAUCGCCUCUACGGUAUCCGUCUUGUUCCAAGAGAAACUCUGCCUGGAGAAACAUGGCACCCUGAAGUUAAACGACUUGAUGUCAUUACCGAUAAAGGCGACUUAAUCGCCGUUCUUUACUGCGAUCUAUUUCACCGCCCCCAAAAGUCUGGCAAUCCUGCUCACUUCACAGUGAGAUGCUCUCGAGAGAUCUUACCUGAUGAAGUCGCAGAGAUUGCUGCGGACUAUGACAGCAACGGGCCGAGCUUUGAGUCACCAGAGCUAGCAGCCAAUGACGGUAUGGAGGUUUCGAAAGAGGACGGCGUGCUUAAGCAGCUACCUACAAUCGCGCUUGUGUGUGAUUUCCUCCCAAGCGAGAACUCCAGAGAACCAUCAUUGCUCUCUUACCAGUCCGUUGAGACUCUUUUCCAUGAAAUGGGACAUGCCAUUCACUCUAUCCUUGCACGGACCAGCUUUCAGAAUGUCUCUGGCACUCGUUGCGCCACUGAUUUCGCCGAGCUGCCUUCAACGCUCAUGGAGCACUUCGCUGCCGACCCUACCGUUCUAUCUCUGUUUGCGCGCCACUGGAAAUCAGAUAGAGCUUUACCAUACGAGCUUGUCGCUGAAAGAAUUGGCUUGACUAAGCGUUUCGAGGGUAUGGAAACAGAGAACCAAAUCAUACUUGCAAUGGUAGACCAGGCAUACCACUCCUCGACUAUCGAAGAUGCGGGCUUCGACUCAACCUCUAUCUUUCAUGAUAUCAAAUCUCGCUUUGCUCAUGGUCCCCGGGACCCGCCAAGUACCUGCUGGCAGGGCUUUUUUGGCCACUUGCAUAGUUACGGCAGUACCUACUAUAGCUACCUAUUCGACCGUGUUCUCGCUGAGCGUGUUUGGCGUGUUGUAUUCAAAGCGGGCGAGAACGGUGGCGCCCUCAACCGUGAGAACGGAGAGCGGCUGAAAGAGAAUCUCUUGAAAUGGGGAGGUGGCAGAGAUCCUUGGACCUGCUUGUCUGAUACCCUCGGAGAUGAGAGACUUGCGCCUGGUGAUGAGAAGUCUAUGGCAUUGGUGGGAAGCUGGGGAAUAAAGGAUGAUCAUCAUCCGUCAAGUGUAUACGCUGGUAUAUAA